Molecule: messenger RNA, 10058 nt
Organism: Hemibagrus wyckioides
Lineage: Eukaryota; Metazoa; Chordata; Actinopteri; Siluriformes; Bagridae
Gene: opcml
Product: opioid binding protein/cell adhesion molecule-like
Exons: 7
Coding region: 464-1489 (341 amino acids)
Cellular component (GO): neuron projection
Source: RefSeq, a predicted model, not a curated record
CGCUCACUCAGCGCUCCAGUUCCGCUCCAGUCCAGAUCUGUGAGCUGCAGCUGAUGGUCCGUCAGUCUCCCUCUGACCUAACCACGGGAAGAACAUCUGCGCCUCUUCUCUUCUCGGGAAUAUCAGCUUGCCUUGUGCUUUCGACUCUAAUGAUGCGCUUUGCAGUUUGAUAAAACGGAAUUUUCAGUGCAGUGGUGGUUUCAUCAGAGCAUCACUGAAGGCGCAUUUGGUGAAGCUCUGCGUCAUUCCUUCAUAUCCAGCUCAUCUAGGCGAAGGCAUCGGGAAGUUUUCGAGGAAUAUCCAAGAGGACAUUGUUUUGGCUUGGGAUAAAAACCGCUCUGGCUGGAAAUUUGAACUGGAGACAAGCCGCUGAUAUCGGACACAUUUGAUUUUUUUUUUGCGCGCUCGGUUUAGUUGGGGAAGUUUUGUGCGGCAACAGCGGGAAAAACAAAACAAAACAAACAUGGGCUUAUGUGGUUAUGUAGUUGUGCCCUGGAGAUGCCUGGCAGUUCUGGCUCUGAGACUGCUCUUCCUUGUGCCUGCAGGAGUGCCAGCGCGGAGCGGAGACUCUUAUUUAAAGGACAACAUCACGGUGAGACAAGGGGACAGCGCCGUCUUAAAAUGCAAUGUGGACAGCAAGGUAUCGAGGGUAGCCUGGCUGAACCGCACCACUAUUCUCUUCACGGGGAGUGAGAAAUGGUCUCUGGAUCCGCGAGUGGUCCUGCUGAACAACACAGCAGUGACAGAGUACAGUAUAAAGAUCCUGGACGUGAACUUGCACGACGAAGGGCCGUACGUCUGCUCCAUCCUCACGAACAGGAAACCCGAGUCCACCAAAGUUCAUCUCGUCGUUCAAGUUCCAGCCAGGAUUGUGAACAUCUCCACAGACAUAACGGUAAACGAGGGCAGUAACGUCAGUCUCAUGUGUCUGGCAAUUGGACGACCUGAACCCAGUAUUAUAUGGAAAUAUCGCUCUGCUAGAGGUGCCAGAUUCAUCAGUGAGGGCGAGUAUGUUGAGAUGACUGCGAUCACCAAAGAACAGUCCGGAUCAUAUGAGUGCACCUCUUCAAACGACAUCUCACCCGCUGAUGUGAGGACGGUACAAGUCACAGUAAACUAUCCUCCGGUCAUUUCGCAAGCUCGCAGCACAGGGACGGCUGUCGGACAGAGAGGAGUGCUGCAGUGUGAAGCAUCAGCUGUUCCGCUUGCUGACUUUCAGUGGUACAAGGAAGAGCGCCGCCUUUUCAACGGCCUCAACGGAGUCAAAAUCGAAAACAAAGGUAAACAGUCCAUGUUGAUAUUUUUCAACGUGUCUGAAGAGGACUAUGGAAACUACACCUGUGUGGCCAUGAACACGCUGGGAAUCACAAAUGCAAGCAUAAUCCUGUACGGCCCAGGAGCGAUACACGAUGUGAACAGCGCUGCACUUUCUCCAUCCAGCUCCGUCUGCCCACUGCUCACACUCAUUCUCUUUUAUCUCAAGUUUUGAUGCUAGAGACACCAACAACUGCAUCAGCUCUUCUCGGCAUAACACAAAGACAGACUCAAAGUCCCAUCAUUAGAAACAAACCACUAUUAUUGUUAUUAUUUGGUUUGAACUUUGUUUUUUUUUUUCCUUCCAGGAGUUGGGCUAGAAAAUAGAUUUGGACAAUGAGUCUGUCACAUGAGAAUGUGAGACUGCACAGGAUAGGGUUCUGUGACUAGCUGGUAAAUAUAGUGAUCUCUUCAUUUUUUUUUUUUUUUUUUUUUUUUUUUUUUAAAUGUCAAAGAAAAGCAAAAAGUCACUUGAUCGUAAAAAAAAAAAAAAUUAAUAAAUAAAUAAAUACAUGGAUGGUUUUUGCUCGGUAUUGAAAUGUGUGAGUCGAGAUGUCCGUGUCAUGUCAGCUUUCCUUGUAAAAAAAAAAAAAAAAGAAAAAAAAAAAAGAAAAAUAUGGGGUUCUUGCAAUGAAUUCUUCUUUUUAAAUAAUCAACAAAAGUGCAAAAAACCAUGUGAUAUUUGAUUUACUGUACCUGUACAGAUGUAUACAGUGGAAUACUUACAGUUCAUUUGAAUAUGAGUGAGGUCAGUCUGUGCGUAAUAUAGCUCACAUUUCCUGAAGAAAAGAGAAAAAAAAAAAUAAUAAUAACAGUCUGGUGUGUAUUAUAAUGUUCAUCUGUCACUGAAAUAAUGUUCUGAUUUUGUAAAGGACUGCUGCAUUACCACACACAGACAGUAGGUCAGUAGGUUAGUCAUCUUACCUGGUCUUUUUAGAUCCUUAUUUUAGACACUCUUUACAGUAAUAUAUACACAUGUAGGUUUAGGAAGUAAGAAACACACUGGAUUUGCAACAUUUGAUGCAAGAUUUGUGCACAUUAUACUUCUGCAGAUGUUAUCUACAUGUGGAACGAGGCCCUAAAUACCGCAUGUGUAUUCAGAAAAGCGAAAGCGUAAUUAUUAAUAUACAGUAUACACUUUCCCUGCAUUUUCCUGUGUAAUUGGGAAAUUUCCUGUUCAAUAAUGGUGAUCAUUAUAGAUUAUAAAUAGGGAUGCACUGAUAGCAAUCUUUUUCCAGACCAAAUAAGAAUAUGAGUAUGUGUUUCGGUUCUCGUCAAUACUGAUAAACUGAUACUUAAAUGAGUAACCGACGUACUAUUACGCAAUUCAUCACGUGACAUUUUACUUAGCCUUUGUUUACGUUGGGUGCUGCCAUCUGCUGCUGGUUAUGCUCUCCUCAUGCUAGGUUAUAGAUUAGAGAUAUUUUAUAAGGUUACUUGUAGGACGAUGCUCUGCUUCUUCCUGUUGAUAUUUUCCCUCAGCACAGUUUGCAGUCUGCUUUGCUUUGAUUGCCAUUAAUCGUGAAAUACGUCCAGAUCGUUGUCAUUUUUGUGUCGUCUGUACACUCGGCUUACCUCAUAUAGUAUCACACGAUAUCAAAUGUUAGUAUUGGAUUAAUGAGCUCUGACCGAGCCUGGUACUGAACUGAUACAUGAUACCCCGUACUGGUAUCAAUGCAUCCCUAGUUAUAAUAUUAACAGCUCACAAAUGAGAAAAAAAAAAAAAAACCUUUGUUUUUUUUUUGUUUUGUUUUUAAACGUAUGUUUUUAUCAUUGUUUGUUUCCACUCUGUUGAGGUAUUUUACCAGUGUUCUCUCUCAGGUUUUAAGGGAUGACUUUAAUUUUUGUGUGCCUGUGAAUGUCUAUGCUUAAAUCCUUAUGGCAAAGGAUAUUAAAAAUAAGGCCAACACCAUUAUUUGUUAUGGUUAUUAUACAUUAUUUAUUACACUAUAUUCUGAGAGAUGCUUUAGCUGCAUUUUAUUCCCAUGCCUUCACCAUGCAAUUUAUCCCUCUUCCUGCCCCACCCCGACCACCUACCAACACCCCUGCCACAUCCCCCUGUGUAUCUCCUAGUGCGUAUACGUAACCUUGAUAAGCUUGCCACUGUCUCUGUCACACCUCUGCACCUGUUACUCUCUCUCUCUGUCUCUCUCUUUCACUCUCUCUAAAGGCAGAGCUCAAAUGCAGUCAAAACCUUAAUGAGGAGAUUUGGAUGCUUCCCAAGGAGAAACAGUUAUCAGCCCAUGACAUUACACUAGCUAGCCACAUACACAUUCAUAUGCAAACACACACACACACACACACACACACACAGACAGACAAAGAGAGUGAGAGAUAUACAGUUCUACAAGAGCUUAGGAAUGAGAACUUGUACACUAAGGAUUUUGCAAGAACAAACAUCACUAUCUUCUACUCCACAGUGUAACACACACACACACACACACACACACAUGAAUCUGCUGCAUAAUUCUCAAAACAUACCAGUUUUUCCUAAGUUCUUUAAAACAUAUUAUUAUUAUUAUUAUUAUUAUUAUUAUUAUUAUUAUUAUUAUUAUUAUUAUUAUUAAAUGCUGAGGGACUUUUUUGUCCUUGAGAGGAAUCGGCUGUUUUAAUUUAAGGACAUUUAGUGGUAAAAAAUUUAACUGGAAUCCCUUCAAAUGAAAUUGUAAGAAAUGCUCCAGCUUCUAACUCCACCACUGUAAGUUCAUCCAAGUUCUCUCGCGCAAUUUCUGUCUUUUUAAUUCCACUCCUCUCUCUGGUGACCUGCAUUGCUUCUGAUUUAUGCUGCAGAGCUCAAGAUAGGAAGGGUAUGUACUAUGGGACACAUUCCAAACAUUGCUUAAAUAUUUUAUAAAGCAGAACUAGCAGAUUUGUGAAAGGGUCCUGUCAAACUGCAUGAGGUUGCAGGAGAGUAUUAAUAUGGGGAGAUUGUGUAAAACGAAUACUUUGAAUAAAUGUACUCAUUGUCUUGCAACCUAGUAGGCUGAGCCAAACAACAGCACGGAUACACCGUGCCAGUCAAAUGCUUCAAAUCGCACCAUUUUUAGAAGCCUUUAUUAUCACCACACAUACAUUACAGCACAGUAGAAUUUUUUUUUCUUUGCCUAUCCCAGCUGUGGAAGUUGGGGUCAGAGCGCAGGGGCAGCUAUGAUACAGCGCCCAGAGCUGUAGCAGGGAGGGUUAAGGGCCUUGCUCAGCUGACCAGCAGUGGAGCUUGAUGGUGCUGGGGCUUGAACACCGAUCCUCCGAUCAACAACCCAGAGCUUUAACCACCAGAGCCCUUCCUCAAUAAAAAUUAUUAAAUGAUUUUUUUUUGGAAGAAUUCAAUUUUAAUUGGUUUGGAUUGAAUAUGAUACUCUAAUUAGGCACUAAAGAUACUGCAUAUUUAUGUUUCAUAGUUAACACUAAUACUGACUCCUAAAGGGUUAUUUUUUUUUGCUGUUGUUUCUGUUUUGUUUUGUUGUUGUUUUUUUUGCUUGUACCAAUAAUAGACACAAAUCUGUAAUUAAACAAGAGAUUCCAGGUGUUCAAAAACUUUUGACUGGCAGUGUAUUAAAGAUGUCCACAGUGAAGUAUCCACCUGUCAUCUUACCUUCUGGAACAUGUAUUUAUCUACUUUAUAUAUGAGCAGGGAGUGGGAUGUCCCUCAGCUUGAAGCAGUGCUGGUCAAUCUGCUUUAAAAAUCUAUUCUGAAGUAUAAUUAGAGUGCAUUUUAGCACAGUGCUGUCGAAUUCUCUUUGUGGAUUGAUCGGAAGUUUGUUUGUUGAGUUUCCUAGAACAGCCGCUCUGGUGGUGGUGCCGGCUGCAUGGCAAAUCACAGGUGUAUAAUAAUGCGCUCGUUCUAAUGCAUUGCUGUUGCUAUAGUAACAGAUCGUUCGCAAUUGUAUCUCACCCGAUUCCUGAGAGUCCUAACUAUCAUAGAAAGGUAUUGCAGCUUAAUGCGUUGGGUGCACUCUUAUGAAAAGGGUUCUACAAGGGGUUUUUUUUUGGUUUGCUUCCUUAGUUAAAACGCCAUCAAAUCAACCUUUUCUGAGUUUGUACAGUUCUUUAUAGAACCUUUAACAUUUCCUUCAGAUGAGCAACCGAAGAACAGUGACGUGUUCCAGAUUUGACUUGAUAUUGUAUAUUUUUUAUUAUUGUUUUUCCCUAACUCAUCUCACGUCAAUGAAUGGUUUCUUAAUUCAUUCAUUUCUCAAUUUGGACCUCACUUUCAGACAUGAAUUUUACAUAUCAUAAGUCUUUCAAAAAUCAUUGCCUUAUAAAUGACGUAUAUGAAUGCGUCAUAAAGGCCCUAUAUAUAGGUACCUAUUAAAAUACCAGACAAUUCAUUUAGAAACUGUGCUUUAGAAAUCUAAAUCUGAUAUACAGUAUAUACUAUACUGUGGAGAAGUCUUAGACGCUGGGUUUUUUUUUAAGAACAAAUUUUGUCUGCGUUUUAUUAAAUUUCAUUUUCUGACCUGCGUUACUGAGUAAAAAAUGUAAACAUUACAUCAUUACAUUUCCAACAAAACUUGUCAGGAAAGAAGGUAGCACAUUCAAGCUGUAUCACCCGAGGUGUUGUACUGACUCUCAGCACUGCAGUGAUGCAGCUGUAUGUAAUUGAAAGUGUGAUAUCGAUUUUAUACAAAUCGAUAAAUAAGGAAAUAAUAUCAAGUAACUGAUAUUUCAGACACAAUAUGGCCAUAUAUUUAUUUUUUUUUGCUGUGACAAUGAAAAUAAGCCACAGACGAAUAGUGUUUCAUGUUGUCAUGUAGCAUACAAACUGACUGACAGUAUAGUAAUGGUUUUAUUACUACACUUACUAAUUAACUAUUGCCAGAUAUUUUGUAUUGCAAACAAAUAAUGAACAGUGAGAAGUGAAACAGUGAUGUUAUAAAUAUCAGCACUCUUGGAACACCACUUGUCCAAUCAAAUUAGCGGACCAGACCUAAGCUCUGUAAUUGCAAUAAUAGGCCACUUUUCAGACAAAAAUAAAGAAAUAAAUGAAUGAAUUAUGGCUAAUUUUUAAAAAGAAACCUGUAGCAAAUCCACUUGGAAAACUUACCAGCAAUAUAUAAAAUGUACUGAAAACAAAAACAACAGUUUAAGUAGUUGAUGUACAGUUUCCUGCCCUUUAUAAAUGAUUUUUUUUAUGUAUAAACAUUUUUUAUAGCCGCCUUUACUUCACAGCAUUGCUUUGCAUGUGCCUAAGACUUUCACACUGUAUAUUAAAUAAGUGAACCAGUAACUGCUGCAUUAAUGAAGUGUAUGUAAGGAGACUCAUGGGCUGCUUUGUCAUUUGCACAAAUUGCUAAUUUGCUAUUCGAAAUCAAAAUCAUUUACACCAAGGAGGAUGACUUCCUCCUUAACAUAAUAUAUAGAGAAACAAGUAUCUAUUAAUUUCCUUAUUGUGCUUUUGGCACAUGUCUGACAAGGUUUAACCUGAUAAAUGUGAAAAUGCCUUAAACACUAAAACAAACUCAUGCAUUUUGUUUUCCCCAGAGUGUUGAAGUAUUUACAUUUCUGGCAUACACCCUUAUCGCGAGCGACUUACAAUUUAUCUCAUUUUAUACGGCUGAGCAAUUGAGGGUUAAGGGCCUUGCUCAGGGGCCCAGCAGUGGCAGUUUGGUGGCCCUGGGAUUCAAACUCACAACCUUUCAAUCAGUAAUCCAACACAUUAACUACUAAGCUACCACAUCCCCCAUUUUGGUAAGUAUUUCAGUUUGAAUAGAAGAAAGAACUGCAAAUAUACUGCAUGUAGGCUGUGCAUACGCAUAUUUACACACUGCAAACCUGCGGAAAGAAUCAAACAAGCUAUUUCUGUUCACACUGAAUAUAACAAUUGCAAGUGAACAUACGGGUUGUACUACAAGAUAUUUCUGUGUGUUCAAUUAUCACGACUUAUGUCAAGAUUUUUUGAUUUCGUUUUCCCAAGGUGCCGUGCUGUCAUUGAUGAAGUGUAAAAAUGCAGCUAAAGGUGUUGGAUGUCAGGUUUCAAUUAGAAUUAUUGUUACUUGGUUUGUAAAGCUGCACAAAUCCUAAUUAUUGUACAUUAGAUUGUAAAUCCAGUGGAAGCUUUGUGCCAGCUAUGUGCUCAGACUGAACUGAAUGAGCUCAGCUGCCAAAUUAAUAUUUCUUCAUAAAUAUCGUGUCAGGGGCCUUUCAGAUUUUUUACAUUCUGUUUAAAAUAAGCAAUACUUUUACUCUUUGUCCCUCUAGGGGACACUUAUGUGACUUUAACACUGGGCACGUUUGCUGUGGUCUGAAUCCGAGUGUGAAUGUUGUCCAAAUUCCGGCACCCCUGUGCAGGGGCGGACUUAACCAAUAAGUGAGGUAAGCAGCCGCUUAGGGCCCCGGGGAAUUAGGGGGCCCCGACCAAUACCAAGAAGCCUAAAUAAAUCAUAUAGUACUUAUUACUUUCCUAUCGUAUAUUGUAUGGUCUGUCUAUGACCAUUAAGAUUUUAAUACCCCCCCCCAAACACACACAACUUGAUUCAUGAAUAGUGGAACGUUCCUAUCGUACUGCACAUGCGUGAGAUUCCCAUACCUGGAAUCACUUAGGGCCCCCUAAGUCCGCCCCUGCCCCUGUGUAGCACUGGUUUCAUUUCAGACUCACUUGAAACCUCAGUACAUUUCUGUUCAUCUAAUGUGGUCACAAAAAUACACGUACAAUAUGAUUCACCAGUUUUUUGUAUUUCUUUUUUCUUAUUUUGAUGCAGUAAAAGAAUCUCAUCUUUUCUGUGUCCCAGAACAAUCCCUUGGUACCAUCAGAUGUUGUGGAAAUUAAUAAUUAAUGCGCAGGUUACUUUACUUCCUAAGUAAGUGCAGAUCCGAGUGCGAGUUAUGGGAAUCGUGAUUUCUUAUGUGGCCACCCUGAGCUGUAUUACUGUCAUAUACCAGUGUUAUGCUUUUUAUACCAUAGCAAUUUAUUUGCCGUUGCUAUUUGUUAUUUACAAGAAGAGGAAAAUGUCCUACUUUUAAUCUUUUUGUAAGCCCACAAUACAAGUUAUCAUCUAUAAACAGUUCCCUCAACGGUCUAUUUAUUCUUCUUCUUUUUUUUUUUUUGGAGAUAAUAAGAAAAAAUUGCAGCCUGCCAUGUUAAUGACACCACACACUGGAAAUCCUGAACACUCUCCCAUAGUGGAAAACUUACAGCUAUACCUUAGACAUAGAGAUCCGAGUACGAGUCAUGGGAAUCGUGCCACAAUGCACUUCUAGGUCCGCAUGACAGUUUUCACUCUACCAGUUUUUCAUGCAUGGCCUGCUCUAUUUCCGACUAAACCGCCAGUGUGAAAGCUCUCUUAAACAUUCUAACUAGAACUCUACAAAAGAGGCUUUUCCUUUUCAGGGUGGCUCUCUUUCAACAGUCACAAAUCACCAUUUAGCAGCAUUUAUUCAGCAGUGGUACAACCACUCAACUACAACCACACUUGAUAUCCUGAGAGUAAAUUUAACUCUAAUUUCACCCAAAACACACUCUGCAUCCUUAAUGCUAAAACAAGGGUGUCUUAUCCACAGUGGGCUGGUGUGCAUUCAGGUUUUCAUUCCAGUCAAACAGGAGCCAGGCCUGAUUCCACCUGUUUAAUCAGUACAUUUUGGCUUUCGAUAGGCUUGGUUGGAAUAAAAAUCUGCAGCCACACAGACACUUUCUGGAUAAGAUUAAACACCCCUGUUGGAAAAGAAUUGAUGUUUUGAGGUCUUUAUUAUCCAGUCUGAACACAUCAGUCUAUGUGCUUUUACACAUAAUGAUUUUAUACAACACAAUGUGACGUGCUGAAUAUAUCGGGAAAUAAUUGUCUUAUGUGGUCACCCUGAGCUGUAUUAUUGUCAUAUCCCAGUGUUAUGCUUUUUAUACCAUAGCAAUUUAUUUGCCGUUGCUAUUUUUUAUUUACAAAAGAGGAAAAUGUCCUACUUUUUAUCUAUUUGUAAGCCCACAAUACAAGUAAUCAUCUAUAAACAGUCAUUCCCUCAACAGUCUAUUUAUUCUCUGUUUUUUUUUUGGAGAUAAUAAGACAAAAUUGUGCAGCCUGCUAUAUUACUGAGAUACCACAAACCGGAAAGCAUUUCAUCCUGAACACUCUCCCAUAGUGGAAAACUUAAAGGUAAACUAGACACUGGAGCAGACACUGGAGACUUGUCAGAUUUCAGUCUGCUUGUGUGGAAUGUACAGUAUACAAGUCCUUCUGUACUGUGCACGUUAAAUAAAACCUGUGAUUUGCCUCUCAGCCAAGCGACUGUCUGAGACAUGAUGGAAAUAAAGCAACACCUUCUGAACAAGCUGAAUGGACAAUUCAGCUGAUAGAUGAAAUAAUAAUGAAUAAAAAGUUGUUGGCUCUUUUUCCACUAACACACGAUUCUAACACUUAUCGAACUACUGCAAUGUGUCUCAGUGUCCUUUAAAAUAUGCAUCAUCUAUUUCUUAUCCAGGUUUGUCUCGGACCUGUUAAAACUGUAGGGCAGCAAGAAAGCGAACGAUUCUCGCAGAAACGCUUCUGUGUGCAUGUGCAGAUGUUGAUGUUUUUUAAAAAAAUUGGAGUAUGAAUAUUGUAUCUGUCCUGUGUAAUAAAGUUCAGAAUAUUUUCUUCUACUUUUGGUUUUAUUACAUAAAGAGAUUUGUUUUGUGAAUAGCACUGAUAAAAAUUUCAUUGAACCCUUCUGGUGCCAGCAUGAACAACUCACCCAGAUAAAGCUUUAAAGAAGUUUCUGUGAGGUAAAACAAUAGCAAAAACGAGAAAUAAAUAAAAAAUCAUAUCCGUGAUAUUAUU